Contarinia nasturtii (swede midge) is the source of this 1779-nucleotide messenger RNA. RefSeq names its product forkhead box protein biniou. Lineage: Eukaryota; Metazoa; Arthropoda; Insecta; Diptera; Cecidomyiidae. Bases 314 to 1561 code for a protein of 415 amino acids. Gene Ontology annotation, biological process: regulation of transcription by RNA polymerase II; animal organ morphogenesis. The record is from RefSeq and is a predicted model, not a curated record. Gene Ontology annotation, molecular function: DNA-binding transcription factor activity, RNA polymerase II-specific; RNA polymerase II cis-regulatory region sequence-specific DNA binding. The transcript is spliced from 5 exons. Gene Ontology annotation, cellular component: nucleus.
GAGAGUCAACAUCGGAGAGCAUUUUUGUUCUCAUGUCAUUUCAUAAGUCAUAAAGUCAUUGCAAAAACAUAUUUGAAAAUUGAAUCUUUCAAUCAAGUGUUAAGUACAUGGAAUAUACACACAUUUUAAUUGAUAAACAUCGAGUGUAAACAUUAUUUACUUUUAAUAAAAAUAAAGCUAUUCGCUGAAUUGAAAAAAAAAAUUCUACCCACUAUUUUUUUCGAGUGUUUCAUUUCGAUAAUUUAAAAUCUUCAGGAAUCUUAACGACUAUUAUUUGGAAAUAAGUCAUCUUUGUGAAACAAUAAGAUAUAAAAUGAUAAAGACACAACAAAAUUUUAUGUCAAUUCGUGAAAUGGCCACAAGCUAUGAACCGCCGCCAAACCACAACGAACACGAUGUGAAGCCCAUUUUUGUGACUGAUUAUUAUGGUGAAGAUCUCGAUCGGGUGCACAUGGAUGUUGAUAUAAAACCGCAAAUGCCAAACUAUCAGUACGCGGACGAAAUGCAUUUUAAGCAAGAAAACAAUGUGAUUCGAUAUCCACCUUAUAUCAAUCCAAAAUAUAUUGUACAACCGGGCCCGUUUGAAAAUAAAUACCCUGUGUCCGCAUGUUUGCCGCCACCAAUUACAACACAAACAAUACAAUCGAUGCCAACAUCAACGAUUCGAUACAGUGGCGCAUUGGAGCAAAAAUUUACCACCACGAAUUUAACACAGUCCGUUCCUGUUCCACAAAUUAAUAGUGGUCAUAGUACAGCAUUGCGAUCGCCAACAACAAUGGAUUCAACAAUAUUGGUGUCAACCACAACAGUUUCGAAAGGUUCAAAUUCUGGUUCGAAUACAUCCACAGCAACGACAAAUACAAAAAAUGAAACAAAAAAAGGUGCCCGACGACCUGAAAAACCACCAAUCAGUUACAUCAAUUUAAUUGCCAAGGCAAUUCGAUCAUCACCAAAGAAUCAACUCACCCUCAACGAAAUUUACCAGUUCUUACAAAAUGAACAUUCCUUCUUCCGCAGCGAUUACGUUGGAUGGAAGAAUUCAGUGCGUCAUAAUUUAUCGCUGAAUGAAUGCUUUUUAAAAGUCAACAAAGACCAAAAUAGUGGAAUGGGGAAAUCUGGUAAAGGCCACUUUUGGACAAUCGAUCCGAAAUCAAAUCACGAAUUUCAAGAAGAAGGAAGCUUACGUCGACGCACUCGUGGUUUUCGUCGGCGCCAACAAAACACAAAACCAUAUUCCCAAUCCUACAGCCAUUAUCCUGUAUAUGGCGACUCUUUUGCUACUCACACGCGAUCUGAUGAUCGAAAUGAAUAUUCGAAUACAAGCUACUAUCCCGAUCAAUACACACCGUAUCAUCCCACAACAUAUUCAACGCAUGCGGCUGACACCUAUGCUUAUCAUCCUUCUGACGCCACCGGAGCUGGAAUUCAUAAUUUGCCCGCUCCUCGAUACGCAUUCGAUCCAGCAUUUUCUCCGGCAGCACCGAUUCCGAGCAACGUAAUUUACGAUCAAAAGUAUAUUACCACACCUUUGUACAACGAAAGUGCUAAAUAUCCAAAUUAAUGCAAUCGACCAAAAAUUAGAAGAAUAAGUUUAUAAAAGAAAUUAGCAAAUUAAGGAUCUUGAAUCAGGUCGCGAUGAACCAAUAAAACAAACUGAAUCAACGAUAAUUCAUACAUAAAAUCCUCAAAGAAAUUUUAUACCAAAAGCAACGCACAAUUAAGUAUCAUAAUAAAUAUGUUAAGGUCAAUCAAAAUGAAAACCAAAAAGUAGCCAUUCGA